Molecule: messenger RNA, 2733 nt
Organism: Bradysia coprophila
Lineage: Eukaryota; Metazoa; Arthropoda; Insecta; Diptera; Sciaridae
Source: RefSeq, a predicted model, not a curated record
GCAGAAACUUUAAGUGUUCCAUACUAAAUAAUUGCUAUAAACUUCUACGGUUAUUAAGAAAGGAGUUGAAAAACCCUUAAAAUGUCUACAAUCUACGAAAGCAGUCAUUGCAUCUUAGACACAAGUGCUAAAAUGGUUCGAAAGAUGAAGGUGGAUCAUAAGAUGUCCAAACCUGUUCGGAAAAAUACAUCAUUCCAAAGCCUUUUUCACUACCCCAUCGACUGGAUCAACUCAAACAGUCCAGCGGAACAACGAAAAGGAUUCAUUGAGCCUCAGGGGUACAUUACAAGAGAAGGUGUGCGAGACAAAGUAAUUGGAGACGCUUGGAUACAGCUAGAUGAUUCAUCUCUAAAUUCAAGGCUAGACAUCGCUGUGUCCGAAUCAAUUCGAUCAACGCCUUCUCCAAUUAAAGGAAAGAUUACAGUGUGUGCAGAGAAUUCAGCGGAAAGUUUAAACGUAGAAGACGAUCGUAUGUGCUCGUUGAAAAAUCGUGAAAUCGCUUGCGAAGGACGUAUUCUCCAACUUUCACCGCUUCGAAAGAAUUCCGAAGAUGUUGGAUGCUAUGCAUAUGUGUGCAUUGACAAUUCUUUCAUAACACAUGCCCCUUACAUGAGCGUUAAAAACGUUCCCAUCAUAUACGACAUUCUCAUCGGCAUUGAAGGUGAUGCAGAAUGGGUAGAUAAUGAUUUGAAAAAAUGGUGGAAAGGUACCAAACCGGAGAAACCUCUUACAUUCGGACGAUUCUUUCCACUUUCUGCAAAACUUAUUGUUCCUUCGCACCUUGCUUUGAUAUGGAGUGAUUCAUUUGCACCUGUCCUAACCAAAUGGUUUUCAAAUAAUCACAGCAAAAUUGCAAAAGAUGACAACAUAACCGGUGUGGUGUCCCUUGAAGAAGGACAAGCUUGCAUCCAUUUUAAAUCACUUCUACAAAAUCAUUCCGGAUUCGAGCGAAUUGAACUUGGUUCAGUUUCAAUUGAUUCUAAAAAAACUUGGCCAGUCCAUAUCUUGCAACAUCGCAUUCUACUUACUGGUGCUCCAAUCGUCAGUAGUUUGAAACCGAGUCUCAAUUUAGAGGUAAACGUUCUUCAGUCUGAGUUCGCCAAGUACACGUCAACACUUUGCCAAGUUGAGCAAAUCAAAGCAUAUGGACUUUGGUGUUUUGAGAGAAUCAUCCAAAUGUAUACUGCACAACAAGAUGGUUACGCUACGGAGUCUUCUCCAUUUAAAGUCUUCAAAAUUGACUAUUCGAAGGUCUUCCGACCGAAAGUGAAUGACUUCGAAGAGGAUAUGUGCAAAGGAUCUGGCCUGCCGAUCAUAACUGGAAAUCCCCAAUACGAUGCAGUAUGCGAUGGGCUCUUGCUAAAGGGUAUCUCCCGUUCACCGAUGAACGUUGCGAAUUCUCUUCAGUACAAUCGAUUUGUUUUUGGCAAGGAUCUUGGAACCCCGUUAUCUUACGUAGACAGUCUAUUCUUGUUUGAUUACGGAGGCGAUUGGACGAUGCCUUCACUUCGAACAUGGCUGGAUGGACUUAGAGAAAAAAUUGCUGAGGUGCACGCUAUCGGUUCGAAUGGAGAAAAAUCUUUACUUGAAUGUACAAUUCUGAGCUAUGAAGUUAUACGGGCAAAGAAAAGAUUUGAAGAUGCAAUGCGUCGUCGUUUGGUGAAAUUGGAAAACAUUUGUGUAUGGAAGGAUUUUAGAGAACUAAUUCUCUUCCGAGCACUAGACGCUGCUUUUAUAAAAUCUACAGUUACCAGUUCUCACGAUGAGGAAGCUUACUACGUGACGGGAUUUGCCACAGUGAUUCACGAUCUUUGUGAUUAUGGAUACGAUCUCAGCAUCUGUGAAUGCUCUGGAAUGUUAUUCACUUUGGGUGCUGUUGAUGGUAGUUUUGAUAGUAUUGAAUACGCUUACGCAGUUACAUUAGCAGGAGUUCGCUACAUUUCCAAGGUACACAGACAUACAUCAAGUGGACUCACAUUGGCGUCAACCCACUAUUGGCAAUUAUGUAACGGUCGCCAUCGAUUCCUCAACUGUGCCAUGAGCGUCGCAGAGCAUGAACAUCCGCGACGUCUUGCUGUUAAAGGGACACUGUUAGAUACAAUUUACAAUAGGAAUACAGAAGAAUAUAUCAGCUCGAAACAUGAUCACGAACUGUGCCUUCAAAUUUAUCAGAGCUUAGGCGAAAGGUGCAAGAACCGUGGAAACGCUUUCCCCACGCUCCUUCGUGCUAUUGUCGCACGACCCUACGAAAGGAUCUAUAAAAAGUCAUUGGACGAUGUUGGCGAUCUUGUCGAAGUGGACUGCAUCACGAGCAUUAUCGAUUCUGUGUGCGCCGAUAGUUCAAACGAUGCAAUUGAUCUUCUUUGGGACAUUUUGUGCUUUAUGUGGGACGAGACUGCGAUCAUGUGGCACACAUUACUGGGUAGUCUACUCAUAGUUAGUGAUAGAUUUGUGGCUGAUGAUACGGCGGGAUUUGGAUAUUCGGAGAGAUUGUGGAAAAGAGAAGGUUAGGGAGCUACGUUGUCCUUUUUUAUGAUCCGACUUAGUCCUGCCUUUAUGUAGAAAAAAUUGAACCUGAUUCCCCAAAAUCUUAACGAUUAAGAACGUUUUUAAGGCAAGUUGAACAGCAAAUACUCUAUAAAAGUAAUCUGCGCAAGUAAUAUAUGGUAAAUUUACAAAUAUUUAAUAGACGAAGUCAUCCCAUUUAAGUUUGAGCGCAAAAAAUUACUUUUA